Triticum turgidum subsp. durum (durum wheat) is the source of this 1359-nucleotide messenger RNA. Lineage: Eukaryota; Viridiplantae; Streptophyta; Magnoliopsida; Poales; Poaceae. The record is from the annotation of a GenBank genome assembly.
AUGGGGACGCAGGCAGCGGAGAACUUCGAACCGCUGGCCAAGGAUGUCAGGACGGAUGAGCAGAAGAAGAUCGACGACUGGCUCCCUAUCACGUCGUCGAGGAACGCCAAGUGGUGGUACUCGGCCUUCCACAAUGUCACCGCCAUGGUGGGCGCGGGAGUGCUCAGCCUCCCCUACGCCAUGUCCGAGCUCGGCUGGGGCCCUGGCAUCGCGGUGCUGAUCAUCUCGUGGGUGAUCACGCUCUACACGCUGUGGCAGAUGGUGGAGAUGCACGAGAUGGUGCCCGGGAAGCGGUUCGACCGGUACCACGAGCUCGGGCAGCACGCCUUCGGCGACAAGCUGGGGCUCUGGAUCGUGGUGCCGCAGCAGCUGAUCGUGGAGGUGGGCGUGAACAUCGUGUACAUGGUCACCGGCGGGAGGUCGCUCAAGAAGUUCCACGACGUGAUCUGCGACGGCAAGUGCAAGGACAUCAAGCUCACCUUCUUCAUCAUGAUCUUCGCGUCCGUGCACUUCGUCCUCUCGCAGCUGCCCAACUUCAACUCCAUCUCUGGCGUGUCCCUGGCCGCCGCCGUCAUGUCGCUGUCCUACUCGACCAUCGCGUGGGGCGCGUCGGUGGACAAGGGCAAGAUGGUGAACGUGGACUACAACCUCCGCGCCACCACGACGCCGGGGAAGGUGUUCGGCUUCUUCGGGGCGCUGGGCGAGGUGGCGUUCGCGUACGCCGGCCACAACGUGGUGCUGGAGAUCCAGGCCACCAUCCCGUCCACGCCGGAGAAGCCGUCCAAGAAGCCCAUGUGGAAGGGCGUGGUGGUGGCCUACAUCGUCGUCGCGCUCUGCUACUUCCCCGUCGCCCUCAUCGGCUACUGGGCCUUCGGCAACAGCGUCGACGACAACAUCCUCAUCACCCUCAACAAGCCCACCUGGCUCAUCGCCAUGGCCAACAUGAUGGUUGUCAUCCAUGUCAUCGGAAGCUACCAGAUUUACGCGAUGCCGGUGUUCGACAUGAUCGAGACGGUGCUGGUGAAGAAGCUCAAGUUCCCUCCCGGCCUCACACUCCGCUUGAUUGCCCGGAGCCUCUAUGUUGCGUUCACCAUGUUCGUCGCCAUCACCUUCCCUUUCUUCGGUGGGCUGCUCGGCUUCUUCGGCGGGUUCGCCUUUGCGCCGACGACAUACUUCCUCCCCUGCGUCAUGUGGCUCGCCAUCUACAAGCCCAAAAGAUUCAGCCUCUCAUGGUUCACCAACUGGGCCAAAACAACAGCUCAUCGGGGGCUACUAGAAGAACAAUUUAGAGAAAAAAUAAGAAAACACAGGUUGGAUGUUCAGAACCAACCUGCGUCCCGAGAGCUAUCGCCUACAUGA